AUGUCGUCCUUCAAUCAGUCCAAACAUGUGCCAGAUGCCACCGUGAUCAUGCAACAGGGCUACCAACCAUUGGACCCAGUCAACACUACUGGCUUGCUGACAGAAUUUGUCCUCUUGGGCUUCCCGUCCCUCACACCCCUCUUCCGCCUGCUCCUGGGCUCUCUGCUGUCCAUUUGCUACACCUUCACCCUAGUGGGAAACCUUUGCAUUGUGUGGGCCGUUCUCCGGGACUCUCGCCUCAGCCACCUGCCCGUGUACAUCCUCCUGGGGAAUUUCUCCGGGCUGGAGAUGUGCUAUGUAACAACCACAGCACCACGGAUGCUAUCAGACUUGACGUCCCCACCACCAGCCACCAUCUCUUUCCACAGCUGCUUCCUCCAGUUCUACUUUUUCUUUUCUAUGGGAACCACCGAGAGCUUCUUCUUGGCUGCCAUGGCCUUGGAUCGGUACUUGGCUAUCUGCCACCCACUCCGUUACCCGAUGCUCAUGUCCCAGAGGUUUUGUGGCCAGCUCGCUGCUUCCUGCUGGCUCUGUGGCUUCUUGUGGUUCUUGGCACCCAUCGCACUGAUUUCCCAGCUCCGUUUCUGUGGCCCCAAUGUUCUCGAUCAUUUCCUCUGCGACCCAGGCCCUCUGCUGGCCUCUUCCUGCGCGCCAGCCCCUGGCACCGAGAUGGCCUUCUACAGCCUCAGCUCAACUGCCAUUUUCGGACCGUUCGUCUUCAUCGUGUGCUCCUACGUGGCAGUCCUGCGAGCAGUGACCAAGCUGCCUUCGGCUGCGGGAAGGCAAAAGGCCUUUUCCACAUGCACAUCACAUAUGGCUGUGGUGGGCCUUUUUUACGGCUCCAUCAUGGUCACUUACGUUGUCCCUGAAGCUUCGGGGGGUGGCAACAAGGUGGUGACCCUCUUCUAUGCAGUGGUGACUCCCUUGCUCAACCCACUUAUCUACAGCCUGAGGAACAAGGAGAUGAAAGAUGCCUUGAAAAGGACACUGUGGGGAAAAUAG
This is a messenger RNA of Eublepharis macularius, 1002 nucleotides long. Its product is annotated as olfactory receptor 11H4-like. Gene Ontology annotation, biological process: G protein-coupled receptor signaling pathway. Gene Ontology annotation, cellular component: membrane. Lineage: Eukaryota; Metazoa; Chordata; Lepidosauria; Squamata; Eublepharidae. The transcript has 3 exons. The record is from RefSeq and is a predicted model, not a curated record. Bases 1 to 1002 code for a protein of 333 amino acids. Gene Ontology annotation, molecular function: G protein-coupled receptor activity; olfactory receptor activity.